Aspergillus niger is the source of this 1821-nucleotide messenger RNA. RefSeq lists its product as uncharacterized. The coding region runs from base 1 to 1821 and encodes 606 amino acids. Gene Ontology annotation, molecular function: DNA binding; zinc ion binding. Gene Ontology annotation, biological process: DNA-templated transcription. Lineage: Eukaryota; Fungi; Ascomycota; Eurotiomycetes; Eurotiales; Aspergillaceae. The record is from RefSeq and is a predicted model, not a curated record. The transcript is spliced from 6 exons.
AUGUCAUAUCAGGUUCGGUGCGAUAAGGAAGACCCGUGCGGAAACUGCCAGGAUCAAAUGACCGAUUGCACUCGACUUCGGGGCAUGAAGCGAUUACCGAAAUUACCGAAGCGAGGGGCUGUUCAAACGCGAACUAGAGAGAGCAGAAUUCCAAGAGACAGGACCCUCGUUUCUCAGCUUUUGAUUACAGGCCGACGGUCAAGACAAGUCUCCGUCGAACAGUCAAGUGAGGGUUCUAUGUUGAAUGACCUCCCACCUCACAUCGAGCAUGGAUCCUUGGAUCUCCCAGAUGACCUAUAUUCGCCGCUAAUUGCGCCCACCAUUGACACGAAUUAUGAGUUGCCAGGCUGGGUGUCGCUCAUUCCUCUCACGGACGCCCAGAUGAUCAAACAACCCAAUUCAGGACAAUCGCUGGAGCUGGUUCGAGGAAGGCAUCAGACUCUUGAGUUCGCUCUAUCCAUUGCAAGCCAACUGCUAGGUGGCAUGAGCCGAUACAUCGGAAGCAACAAAUUUGGAUCCUAUGUCCAGGACUUUUUUCGACAUAUUAGUAACGAAACCCUCAAGCGCAUGGGCCUAUCUAUCUUGUUAGGAACUGCUACGGCGUCCGAUGCUUUGCUUUACACCGUCUGCGUCAAUUCUGUGGCGUACAAGUUCCUCGAUACGGUAGCUGCUAUUGAGAGCGAUACCAUUCUGGCUCAGAGUCUGCGGCAUAGCGCUCUGCUCUACCGGGAGACCGCUCAAAGAGCCCUCAGAAAGAUUCCUCUCUUUACGGAGUCGUCGCUCCCUUUGUUACAGGCUACAUUAUGUGGAAUAUUUCUAUAUCAAGGAUUAGGCGACAUUAGCACUUGUCAAGAGUUGACCAAAACUGCGUGCAGAGUAUGCAUGGAUAUCGGUCUUCAUCCGGAUGCCACUGGGAUGCACAAUUCAAAUGAAGAGGAGUACUACUGCUUCAUGUGGUGCUACAUUCUGGACAGGAACUACGCCUGGAAAAUCGGGAGACCGGGAAUCCUUACAUUGGGACCUGAUACGAGGGUGGACCCUCCCACAUCGAGACCUAUUAUUUCAACCCUCCUCUUAAUAUACUUAGAAUUAGCCAAGAUCCAGGACACGAUGAUACCCUUCUUAAUUGACUCCUCUACGGGAGAUUGGAAUGUCUGCCGGGCUUUCAAUAGCGUCGCGUCGCAGCUCCUGCGGGACAUGUAUGCCAUCCGUGGGAAAAUCGACCAGAUUGAAUCUCCCUCGCCAAACUGGACUGGCCUUGACGUCAGCAGCGAAAUGGCGUCCCUCAAUUUCUCAUACCACUCCAUAAUGACCAGCAUUUUAUACCUACACCAAAUCGCCCCAGGACAAGUAGCCAUAGAGACCUGCCUCACAUCAGCACGGCAGGAGUUACGGGCUCUAAUAACCAUCUGCGAGUCAAAUAACACACCGAAGACGGUUGCUUAUCUACACUGCAUGCUUCGCACUAUUCUGCAACGCCGUCGCAACAUGUCAUCACGGGGAUUUCCAGAUCCUCAAGGCCCUCGCAAAUUGUCUCGCGCACAGCGGGACAAUGAGUCAGCCUAUCGCUACGAUGCAGAAUCUUUUUCAGCAUCUCAAGUGCAGUUGGGGUUUCAACCGCUGGACGGUGGUAUACUUGAUUACUCUCAGAUCCCGUCAAAUUUGCCUUCUUGGUUUGGCUCUGCUGUUAACCAGGACACUAUAUCCUGGUCUAAUGGGGAUGUUGAAAGCGUGGCCUUUUCGUCACCAUUGGGUGCUUUUCAAAGCCAUGAUGCUCUAUGCGAUAGUCAAAAUUUCUCCAGUCAGGCGGGGUCGGACUAA